Betta splendens (Siamese fighting fish) is the source of this 4012-nucleotide messenger RNA. RefSeq names its product solute carrier family 8 member 2a (gene slc8a2a). The record is from RefSeq and is a predicted model, not a curated record. The transcript has 13 exons. Gene Ontology annotation, molecular function: calcium:sodium antiporter activity. Lineage: Eukaryota; Metazoa; Chordata; Actinopteri; Anabantiformes; Osphronemidae. The coding region runs from base 208 to 2949 and encodes 913 amino acids. Gene Ontology annotation, cellular component: axon; postsynapse; sarcolemma. Gene Ontology annotation, biological process: calcium ion import across plasma membrane; cell communication; sodium ion transmembrane transport.
CGGCAAUGUAAUUUACCGGGGAAGUUCACUCCGUGAGGUGAAGCUGUGCGUCCAGACGGGGAUAGUUUUACCCGGCGUGUGUUCGCAGCUUCAAGAAGCAAUGCCAGCCUGUGGUGGACGUGUGCUAUAAAGACCAAGGAGAGUCUCCUGACCCAGCAACUCUCCCAGUGAACCCCCACCCCCCAGGACUCAAUCCUCAGGAAUAUCAUGGGACCGCUUCACGUUUACCUUUAUCCACUCCUUCUCCUCUUCCUCAUCCUCCUAUUCAGCCCCUGCACAUCCUUUAGACCUCAGGUUGUGGAGCGAGAUUUUGAUCCAGAGCUGCCUCAGUCCACUGGUAACGCAACGGGCUCUGCCAAGCGGAAAUGUUUUGAUACUGUGGUGUGUAAACCUGGUAUCUUACUCCCUGUUUGGCUACCACUCAACCCUCCACUGGCAGAGCAGGCAGCAAGGGCUAUUGUCUACUUCCUCGGCCUCAUGUACUUGUUCCUUGGUGUAUCCAUCAUUGCAGACCGCUUCAUGGCGUCCAUAGAAGUCAUCACCUCGCAGGAGAAGAAGGUGACCAUCACUAAACCUAACGGUGAAACUACAGUGACUACAGUGAGGAUCUGGAACGAGACUGUGUCCAAUCUCACACUAAUGGCCCUGGGCUCCUCAGCACCUGAAAUCCUGCUUUCUGUUAUUGAGGUAUGUGGGCACAACUUUGAUGCGGGGGAGCUUGGCCCAGGAACCAUAGUGGGCAGCGCUGCCUUCAAUUUGUUUGUGAUAAUCGGACUGUGUGUGUGGGUGAUCCCUGAUGGAGAGUCCCGCAAAAUCAAACACCUGCGUGUGUUUUUCAUUACCGCAUUUUGGAGUAUUUUCGCCUACAUUUGGUUGUAUCUCAUACUGGCCGUCAUCUCACCCGGGAUUGUAGAGGUGUGGGAGGCUGUAGUGACGCUGCUUUACUUUCCGGUGUGUGUGAUCUUGGCUUGGAUUGCUGACCGCCGUCUGCUCUUCUACAAAUACAUGCAUAAACGUUACCGCGCUGACAAGAGGCACGGCAUUGUGGUGGAAAUGGAAGGUGACGUGAUUAUGGAUGGAAAGUUGUCAGAUGGCAGUCUGUGCCCUGAAAACUGCUCAAGUGUUGCGGUGUCUGUUCAGACGGGCAAUGAACCAAACCAGAACAACGAUGGGGUGGCCUGCAUCCUCAAAGAUCUGAAAGAAAAACAUCCAGACAAGGACCUGGACCAGCUGAUUGAGAUGGCUAAUUACUCUGCCCUGAUGCACCGGAAGAAGAGCCGUGCCUUCUAUCGUGUGCAGGCAACACGCAUGUUGAUCGGCGCUGGCAACAUACUAAGGAAACACGCUGCAGAGCGUGCACGCCGCUUAGGAGGCGAGCAGGCUGACAAGGCCACAUGCUCACACAUCUGUUUUCAACAUGCCCGGUACCAGUGCACUGAGAAUUGUGGCUCCCUGAGCCUCAAAGUAAUUCUUGAUGGGGGCACUGGUGAUAACACUUUCUAUGUGGACUACUGUACAGAAAAUGGCUCUGCUAAUGCAGGGGCAGACUACGAACUCACAAAGGGAACCCUUGUUUUUAAGCCAGGGGAGACACACAAAGAGAUUACGGUUGUUAUCUUGGAUGAUGACGUCUUUGAGGAGGACGAGCAUUUUUUUGUAAAUCUUCAGAACCUGAGAUUAGAGGAAAACGGACAGGAAGGGACAGGAUCUCCACCCAAGGGUCGACUAGUGGAGCCCAUGGUGGCUACAGUCACUAUUUUGGAUGAUGACCAUGCUGGCCUCUUCACCUUUGGUCAGCCAGUUCUACGGGUGAGCGAGAGCACAGGCACACUGAUGGUAACAGUGGUGAGGAACUCGGGUUCAAGGGGCACUGUUGCUGUGCCUUACCAUACAGAGGAUGGCAGUGCCAAGGCUGGUGUGGACUAUGAGGAGGCCAAAGGGCAGCUGGAAUUCACCAAUGAGCAGACAAGUCAGACCUUACAAGUGUGCAUUAUAAAUGUAAAAGAAUAUGAGAAGCAGGAGAACUUCUUCAUUGUGCUUGAGGACCCCAAAUGGCUGAAGCGAGGAUUGUCUGCACUGCUGCUAAACCAGGGAAGCCCCACUCCUGAGGAAGAAGAAGCCCGGAGGAUCUCUGAGCUGGGUAAACCCAGUUUAGGGGAGCACAGUAGACUAGAGGUCAUCAUAGAAGAGUCCUGUGAGUUCAAGAAAACUGUGGACAAACUCCUGAAGGACACAGAUCUGGCUGCGUUAAUCGGUUCUCACUCAUGGAGAGAGCAGUUCAUUGAUGCAGUCACAGUCAGUGCAGGUGAUGGCGAUGAGGGACAGGAGCAGCGAACGCCCAACUGCUUUGACUAUUUUAUGCACCUAUUGUGCAUUUUUUGGAAGAUUCUGUUUGCUUGUGUCCCACCCACUGGGUAUUGGAACGGCUGGGCAUGCUUCAUAGUGUCAAUCAGUGUCAUUGGUGUCUUAACAGCCAUUAUUGGAGACUUAGCAUCACAUUUUGGCUGCACUGUAGGCCUAAGAGACUCUGUCACGGCAGUGGUCUUUGUCGCACUGGGGACUUCUCUACCAGAUACCUUUGCCAGCAAAGUAGCUGCAACUCAGGACCAGUAUGCCGAUGCAUCUGUGGGAAAUGUGACAGGAAGCAAUGCUGUUAAUGUGUUUUUGGGCAUAGGGGUGGCCUGGUCCGUGGCUGCCAUAUAUUGGGAAGUCAAAGGUAAAGCUUUUCGCGUGGAUCCUGGCUCGUUAGCCUUUUCUGUCACACUCUUCACAAUUUUCGGCUUCUUCAGUAUGGGAGUGUUGAUGCUACGUCGGAGACCGUCCAUAGGUGGUGAACUAGGAGGCCCACGAGUUCCUAGAGUCCUUACUUCACUGCUUUUCUUUGGACUAUGGUUCCUGUACAUCCUCUUCUCCAGCUUGGAAGCCUAUUGCCAUAUACAAGGCUUCUGAGGGAGCACAGCUAGGGUAAAUGAGGACGGUACACUCAGCAACACAUCAUCAGGACACAGACAGUACUGUACAUAUAGUGUUACGGUAACUAGUAAUUCACACUGAAACUUGAAAACUGCUGCCAUUGUUAAAGAAACCGUAUUCGGAUGCAAAUCUGUUUAUCACAUCCAGUACAGAACAGUACUAGUUGGAAAGUAUUGUGACAGCACUUCAUUGUGACAGUAUUCAGUCCACUUAAGUGGACCUAAUAUCAGGCUGUGAUUGUUUUUAGGUCACUGGGUGAUUCCUAACACUGGCUUGAUGCCUGAUAGCUCAAUUCCUGUAUCUCAAGUUGGACCUUGUUUUCCUCAUGUUUAUUAAGCCUGGAUUUGACUUACUGUAUAUUCAAGCAAUCAAAUCAAACAUAGCUGUUCACAGUUAAACACUUCCUCUUCAAUUAGUUAAGACUUGACUGAAAGUUGAAUUGUUAACAUGGUGAAAAAAUAGUUGGAGAGACAAGUUGAUGUAAAAUAACAUUCACUACAAUUUUUUUCUUUUCUCUGAAUUAGGUUUUACAUACAGUAAGUUUUACUGCACUUGCUAAUUAUAAUCUUGUUAAACAUUAAUAAUAGUAAUGAUCAGAAACGCACUCUAUGUAUAGAGCUAUCACCGAAAGGUUUUAUGUAAAAUAAAUGUGAUUAAUUUUCUGAUCAGUGAAAAAGUACCUUUGUGAUUUAUUGUCACUGUUUCAAAUGACUGAUUCACCUCUAAAGUCUUACCUGUUUUUGAUUGUCUGUCAUUAAUUUUUUAAACUGUAUCACAAGAAUAUAAUGUAAUUUUUAUUUAAUCACAUCACACUGAUAUAUCAACUGAGUGUUUCUGCAUUGAAUCCACCGCCCACAUGGGUUGUUUAGUUAUGCUGCAUUACUGCAGAAGGCAACAUUUUUUAAUUACUAUGACAUGGUAUCGAGGGAUUUUAUGUGGUUUGGGGCACACUGACUUGAGGAUUGUAAUACAGUAUUGUUCUUUUAAAUGAUGUGUUCCAUCAGCUUUAGCAUUGUUAAAAUAAAAACAAGGCACUUUG